This is a messenger RNA of Erythranthe guttata (spotted monkey flower), 839 nucleotides long. RefSeq lists its product as hypothetical. The record is from RefSeq and is a predicted model, not a curated record. Lineage: Eukaryota; Viridiplantae; Streptophyta; Magnoliopsida; Lamiales; Phrymaceae.
CCUUGCCCUUAGUUUUAUUAGGGGUCAAAAAGGUAAUUUUGUCUGAAAUGUUCUUCCUCAUUAUUAAGCUGCAACACAGCCAAAUAAACUCUCGAAACACUUUAGUCCCAUUUCAGAUCGAUCAAUUGUGAAAUUAGGGAUCUGAAAGAAUUAAUCUGAUAAUCUGAUUAUGGAAGCUGCGGGAGAAGCUGAAUCAUUCCUCGAUAAAAUCAAGCCUCCGCGGCUGGAGGACGCCGGCCUCGAAGACUGCGCGCUGCCACCGGAAUCCAUCAGAGAGGCGUUUCUGAAGGCCGCGUCCGCCGUCAGAUCGUUCAUCUCAGCAUCCGACGACGAAGGCGAAGGAUGCGUCGAAGAUCCAUGGGAGGACGCCUCCGACACCCUCGUCGGAAUAACUGACGGAGUAGCCGGUCCUUCUGAAGGCUGCGCCGUCGAGAAAGGCGGCGGAUUGACGGAGGCGCCGGGAGAUAAGGUCGCGGUAGGCAGCGGCGAUGAGGAGGCGAAGGUGGAUGCGGUGGUGGGCCCCGGUUUGCCGGAGGGUGGUGAGGCUUGCGUUGAUGGAUUGCAAGGGCUGGAAAUUGGUGGAAAAGGUAGGGGUAUUUUGGGAAAGAAAUGUGACGUGGAUGUGGAUGAGGAUGGAGAAAAGGACAAAGAUAACCCCAUUUUAGCUGAAGGUUUUGGUGUGUAAAUUGGUGUGCGAUUUUAACUUUCGUAAUAGUUUCAGUAGUUUUUGUUUACUGAAUUUAGUUGUUUAUUGUAAUUUGUAAGUCGUCGUUCGAGAGCUUAGUUCUUAAUUAAUUUCGUUAUCUAUAUAAUAUAUAAAAGUUGAAUUGCACACCUAA